This is a messenger RNA of Gambusia affinis (western mosquitofish), 1016 nucleotides long. RefSeq names its product NLR family CARD domain-containing protein 3-like. Lineage: Eukaryota; Metazoa; Chordata; Actinopteri; Cyprinodontiformes; Poeciliidae. The coding region runs from base 1 to 993 and encodes 330 amino acids. The transcript has 3 exons. The record is from RefSeq and is a predicted model, not a curated record.
AUGAAGCAGGAGCAGCUGGCUGAACGUCUGCAGAGCAAAGAGUACUUCAGGAAGAGAUUCAGAGAUGAGGAGCAGGCCAGCAGGAUCAUCUCCCACAUGAAACAAGCCUCCACAUCAUGUGCCACAUCCCAGUCUUCUGCUGGAUCACUGCUACAGUUCUGGAGGAUGGAGACCAGAGAGGGGGGAGAGCUGCCCAGAACCCUGACUGAGAUGUACAUCCACUUCCUGGGGAUCCAGACCAAAGUGAUGAAAAUCAAUCAGCUGCAGAAAGGAAACCUGAUCUUCUAUGAAUCAGACCUGACAGAGUGUGGCAUCGAUAUCAGAGCAGCCUCAGUGUACUCAGGAGUGUUCACACAGAUCUUUAAAGAGGAGAGAGGUCUGUACCAGGACAAGGUGUUCUGCUUUGUCCAUCUGAGUGUUCAGGAGUUUCUGGCUGCUCUUCAUGUUCAUCUGACCUUCAUCAACUCUGGAGUCAACUUGAUCGAACAAGAUACACCAUCAUUUUCCUCAUUUUUUAACAGGUCAAAUAUAAAUGAUCUCCAUCAGAGAGCUGUUGACCAGGCCUUACAGAGUCCAAAUGGACACCUGGACUUGUUCCUCCGCUUCCUCCUGGGACUUUCACUGCAGACCAAUCAGAGACUCCUACAAGGUCUGCUGACACAGACAGGAAGUAGCUCACAGACCAAUCAGGAAACAGUUCAGUACAUCAAGGAGAUGAUCAGUGAAAAUGUGUCUGCAGAGAAAAGCAUCAACCUGUUCCACUGUCUGAAUGAACUGAAUGAUCGUUCUCUAGUGGAGGAGAUCCAACAGUCUCUGAGUUCAGGAAGUCUCUCCACAGAUAAACUGUCUCCUGCUCAGUGGUCAGCUCUGGGUUUCAUCUUAGUGUCAUCAGGAAAAGAUCUGGAUGUGUUUGACCUGAAGAAAUACUCUGCUUCAGAGGAGGUUCUUCUGAGGCUGCUGCCAGUGGUUAAAGCCUCCAACAAAGCUCUGUAAGGACACAGAUUGUUAAUGCAUUU